CCGCCGCGGGCCGUUCCGCCCGGAGCCGCGGCUCCCCCUCCAGCCGCGCUUCCUCGGAGCAUGUUCUGGAGGAGCAGCUCCCUCCCAAAACGCCCAAACGCAGCCGCUGUCCCGGUGCAGCCCGUGACAGACCCCUUUGCGUUCGGCAGACAAACGCCCCAGGGCUCCUCUUUAGGUACUGCGCCCAAGGGCCACGCGCUGGCUAUGCAAAGUCCUCCCCCAGGGGUGUUUCCCCAACCAGCUCUUAUGCAUCCUUCACCUCCACAUGCAGGAGACAAUCCUCAUGGACUGCCUACGCCUUUAUCAGCUCCUGUGGCUCAAGUGGGGAUAAAUCCCAGCACGUUUUCUAAUAUUCCAGCUUCUUCGCCGCCCCCAGGAUAUGUUAUAAAUAGUACGACAGAGGUUUAUCCAAAUGCAGAUGCUGGACUCCAUGGGCCCGCAGUGUCAUUGCAAUAUAAUACAGGAGCAGCACUUGAGAAUUCUUUCAGUGGGCAUCCUGGAAUGGUGUCUACAUCAAACAAACCUGGAGUUAGGCAAGAUGUUAACAGAGAAGCAAGCGAUGCUCCUCCGGGAUCCACUGCAACACUCUUCUCUCCGUCUCCUCAGCAGCCCAUGUCUCAGUGGAGACCUGUUCAAGGUAACGCGCAGUCUCCAGUUCGAAAUAUGCCCUACCCUGAGCCAUCUUUUCAACCUGACGUUCAUAACAUUUCUCAGUCUUCUGUUAGCACUUCUCAUCCUUCCCCACAGACAAAUUUGCAGCAGAGUCCUGUGCACCAAGCUGUUCCACAAAACAUCCUGCAAGCACCUUCAUUAGCUGGUUGUGAAAAAAAUGGGAAAAACAGCUCUGCAGGUAGCAGUCACCACGUGAAUAGCGUCCAGCCUGGAAAUAUGUUUAGACAGAACGCAGAAAUGACUAACUCUUGGUUAAAUCAACCCUACCAAGAGCAGUUUUACCCACAGCCACCACUGCAAGACUCCAGUUUUGUUAUUCCCACAGCUCAGGAAAAUAACCCCCAAAACCAGUCUUUAGAUAUGUCUAGUGCAUCAAAUAGACCUACCCCCACAGGUCGAGAGUCAGGAACUCUGUCUAUGUUUUUCAAAGGGGAUGAAGCUGAGAAUGAGGAAAUACUUUCAUCUGAAAAAAACUACAUGGUUGAGAAAACUGAAUUUGUUGGUCAGCCAAAUUUGGGACCCUUGUAUCACCAGCCAGUGCAUCCUCAGCGGGUUGCAACAAACGUUGUGUCUCAGGUGCAGACUGGUGCAGGCUCAUCCAGUGAGAUGGUACAAAAAGGAAUGGAUGUCCAGUAUUUUCCUAAAGCUAUAAGCAGUUCCCAGGAGACACAGACCAGUAAGCAUUCUGUGUUUGCUAAUGAUGACACGACACAUGCCGGAGGCCCAUCUGGAAACAGUGGGGCACAGUAUGAAAAUGUUGAGAACCUGGAGUGCAUCCAGAAUCAAGAAGUGCUGCCGAGUGAACCGCCGAACAUGAGCGCUCCGUCCCCAGCCGCCUGCUCCGAUCCCUACCGAUACGGAUCCUUGCCCGGUCAGGUGUUUCCCAAGAACUCUGUCGUGAGCCGUGCUGAGGGAGGACCAAAUUUGGAGGCACCUGAUUCACUCCCUUAUCCUGUUCGACCGGAUAGUGUGUCUUCCACCUACAGCAACCGGAGUGGGAAGCCUGAUGAAGAAGCUUCUGCGAGCUUCUUUAAACAGAUUGACUCUUCUCCUCUGGGAGGGGAUUCAAGCGAGCUAAACAUGAGCAAGAACUACCAUGGUAGUCUCUCCCAGCCUCCAACUCCCAGCCCUCCUAAGCCUACCGGAGUAUUCCAGACAAGUGCAAAUAGUUCUUUUGAACCUGUGAGGUCCCAUGGAGUUGGGAUAAAACCUGCAGAGAUCGACCAGGCAAAGAUGGUGGUUGAAUUAAGAGAGAACCAUCCAAACCAAAAGAAUACCAAGAAAAAUACAGCUAUGCCGACUGCCUCCCCAGGCAAUCUUGAACAGCCACCGGAUAAUCUGGAAACCAUUUUCAUGCCUCAGGUACACCCCCUGCCUCAUGCAGUCACAGAUGAAGCUGGAAAUACCUUGCAUUCUGGAUCUGGUAUGGAAAACAUACAGUCAUUGCCUGAGAGAAGGUCCUCAACAAGAGCUCAGGGAGUGGUUAAGAAGUGUGACAGCCCAGCAACAACUUUGUGGGCUCAUAAUGAGUUACCUAAUUUUGGGGGAAAUGUUCUUCUAGCUCCUGCUGCUCCUGCAGUGUAUGUACCUGCCAGGCAAACCAUAGAAGUCAUUCAGCCGCCAGAAGAAGGCCUGUCUAAUCAGCAACCAAAUAAACCAGGAACUAUUGCUGUGCAUCUUUCCCAAGAUGGAAAUAUAUCUUCCGAAAAUCUUGAGAAUCCUCCCAAAAUGGGAGAAGAGGAGGCACUUCAGUCUCAGGCAAGUUCUGGUUAUGCAAGUUUAUUGUCUUCUCCACCUACAGAGUCUUUGCAAAAUCAGCCUAUCCUCAUUGCUCAGCCUAAUCAAAGCUAUAACUUAGCUCAGCCAAUUAAUUUUUCUAUUUCUUUAUCUAAUCAGCUAAACAGAAAUGAAAACAAUCAGCCAAUGAAGGAUUCUGGGGUUGGGGACAGGCCUGCACUGGGUCCCCAGCCUUCACAUGCUGGUGGGAUCAUCUCUGGGGAGAAUGUGCCAUUACCUGCAAUGCAAGCUGGAUCUCUGCUAGUCAAUGCACUUCCAAAUACUAAUCUGUUAAACCAUAAUUUAUUGCAAAGUCCUGUUAAUUCCUCUGAUAUUGCCUCUAAUCAUCCUGCAAAAUUGCUGAUGCAAACUCCGCUUAAUUUGACUGCAGACAGUCAAUUGAAUGUUCAUUCUGAAGGCUUUGUUCCUGAAUUCGCUAGCAAACCAGGGACUCACUCAGCUGUUUCUCCAGGGACAAAUCACCCGAGUGGAAGUGCAAGUGCACUAGUCCCACCUGUUAGUUCUGUAGCACAGGCUAAUAAUUCCACAAAUCAUUCAAAUAGCAAAGAACAAGCUGCUGGUGUGCAUGACUUCACAGCACCGCGGACGCUGGAGAAAGGCAGUGCGAAUAAUUCUGUUCACGUGCAUAAUCAAUCGCUUCCCAGUGGGCCGGGGUAUCCUCAAGAGCCAGCUGGCAGUGCCGGACAGGUGGGUCCCGAAGUGCAUGACAAACAGCAUUUCUAUCAACAGGUGACAAAAGACCCCCAGUACCAAGCAGUCUCAGACAGAGCUGUACAGGGAGCGGUGCCGUCUCCACCACAAAUGCAAGCGCCUCAGAUGCAGCAGCCGUCGUCACCCGGGCAGCCCCCAGCAGCCCCAAGCCACCAAGCGGGGGCUAAAGCGGUGCAGGAGCCCCAGCAGCACGAGGAGCAGGUGCCUGGGAGCCACCCACAUCCCAAAGAGGGCAGCUCAGCCCAGCUCCCAGCGGGAUGUGAUCCCGAUAAGCAAGCAGUGCCUGCACAGUCAUCUUCCACAGCUGCUUCUGCCACCUCUCUAGCAGUGCUGAGUGUGCAGCAAGACCUGCAGCGUCCCCCGCCGCCUCAGACCCCUCAGGGUGCCUUUGGUCCACCACAAAAUCCUUAUUACUACUAUCGCCAUCCGUAUGAUGCCUACCAGCCUCCAUACCCAGCACCUUACCCUCCUGGAGACCCCAGAGCCACAGCUCAUCUCUAUUACAUGGAGGACAGCUAUGGGCAGUAUGACCCGCGGUACAGGCACUAUGAUAGCAGCAGUGCUGCAUUCCCAGAGGCUGGGAGCUACCGGUAUCCUGAGCCCGAGCGUCCUAGUUCCAGAGCCAGUCACUGCUCUGACCGCCCUUCUUCCAGGCAAGGGUAUAAUGAAGAUUACUAUGCAAAAGGUGGAUGGAGUGAUUAUUAUUCAGGCUACUACUCUAACUUAUAUGAUUACGGAGAUCCAAGUCGUUGGGAGCGUUUUUCCUCAGCAUAUGACCCCAGAUACAGAGAUCCUAGGAGUUAUGACCAGAGGUAUUGGUAUGAUGCUGAACACAACCCUUACCAAAAGAGAGAAGCGUAUCCCUAUGGGAACAGACUCGAGCAGUAUGAAGAUCACUGGCAAUACGAUCCGCGUUUCGCCGGCAGCUUCGAUGAUGAAGCUGAACCUCCCAGAGAUCCGUACGGCGACGAGUUCGACAGGCGCAGCGUCCACAGUGAGCGUUCCGCUCACAGCCUCCGGAGCUCCCGGAGCGUGCACAGCCGCCAGAGCAGUUUUAGCUCUCGUUCCCAACAAAGCCAGCUGUAUAGAAGUAAUCACGACCUAACGGCUAACGCGUACGAAACCGCGCAGGCCGUGUCGCUCCACGCGGAUUAUCCGUACGGCGGAUACGCUGCUAACUUUGACGGCCAACAGCCUUUUCCAGAUUACGGCUACCCACCCGAACCCGGCUGGUCGGCUGUAGAACACGCACCUUUAAGGCCCUCAACACCUGAGAAAUUUUCAGUGCCUCACAUCUGUGCUAGGUUUGCUCCUGGGGGAUACUUAAUAAAAGUGCUGCCAAACCUGCCUUCAGAAGGACAGCCAGCUCUGGUUGAAGUACACAGUAUGGAGACUAUGUUACAACAUUCUCCAGAGCAAGAGGAGAUGAGAGCAUUUCCUGGUCCUCUUGCUAAGGAUGACACCCAUAAAGUGGAUGUUAUUAAUUUUGCACAAAAUAAAGCCACACAGUGCUUUCAGAAUGAAAAUCUAAUUGAUAAAGAGUCUGCAAGUCUGCUUUGGGACUUCAUUGUGCUGUUGUGCAGGCAGAAUGGGACUGUAGUGGGAACAGAUCUGGCUGAACUUUUGCUACGAGACCAUAAAACAGUGUGGCUCCCUGGGAAGUCACCUAAUGAAGCAAAUCUGAUUGAUUUCACUAAUGAAGCUUUGGAACAAGUCGAAGAGGAAUCUGGCGAAGCCCAGCUCUCAUUUCUCACAGACAGUCUCAUAACCACAAUUGACAGCCUUGAGAAAGAGACAGAAAGAUUCAGAGAGUUGCUCCUUUAUGGCCGUAAGAAGGAUGCUCUGGAGUCAGCCAUGAAGCAUGGUUUAUGGGGUCAUGCUCUGCUACUUGCCAGUAAAAUGGACAGCAGGACACAUGCAAGAGUUAUGACCAGAUUUGCCAACAGUCUCCCAAUUAAUGACCCUCUGCAGACUGUUUACCAGCUCAUGUCUGGAAGGAUGCCAGCUGCAUCCACGUGCUGUGGAGAUGAGAAAUGGGGAGAUUGGAGGCCGCAUCUAGCAAUGGUGUUAUCCAACUUGACCAAUAACAUGGACUUGGAAUCCAGGACUAUUGCUACCAUGGGAGACACUCUUGCUUCCAAAGGCCUUCUGGAUGCUGCUCACUUUUGUUACCUUAUGGCCCAGGUCGGAUUUGGGGUCUAUACAAGGAAAACAACAAAGCUUGUCCUGAUUGGAUCGAAUCAUAGCUUGCCUUUCUUGAAGUUUGCGACCAAUGAAGCCAUCCAAAGAACAGAAGCCUAUGAAUAUGCUCAGUCACUAGGCACUCAGCCUGGCAACUUACCCAAUUUCCAGGUUUUCAAAUUCAUCUAUGCUUGCCGCCUCGCAGAAAUGGGCCUUGCUGCUCAGGCUUUUCAUUAUUGUGAAGUCAUUUCCAGAACUGUUCUUAAAGAUCCACAUUACUAUUCACCUGUACUUAUUGGCCAGUUAAUCCAGAUGUCAUCACAGCUACGCCUAUUUGACCCACAGAUAAAAGAGAAACCAGAACAAGAAUCCUUUAUUGAACCUUCAUGGUUAGUAAGGCUUCGACAUGUGGAUGGACAGAUCAAGGAGGGUGCAAUAGCUUAUAACGCAGACAGAUCUACCCCACAACAAUAUGCCUGUAGCACACCAAGCUCUGAAUUAGACCAUGCCAGUCAGUGUGAUGGAGCAGGAGUCGGCCAUGACAUGGGUCCUGGUACUGAAAAUGCUUUGUUAGCAUCCUUAUUGCCCAAUAUGGCACAACAGAUGCAAAGUGUGCAGCUGAUGCCUUCAGCACCUCAGACCAUCCUUGAUGGGUCGGCUGCUGCGAUUCCUCCUGCUGACCAGGAAGCCGUUCGAAGUGUCCCGUUCUAUUCGGUGGGUCCUCCGGCUGUUGGUCCAGGACCCGGCUUUGCACCUGCAGGAUUUCCGAGUCAGUACGGAGCUGAACCAUCACCACUCUACGUAGGGUCGACAGUACCUCCGGGAGGGCCACCACAAGAGACUGAACCACGUUCAGAAGAGCCUGCAAACCAGGAAACAGGCAUGCAGAGAACUGCCCCGGCAUCUCCAUCAAGAAAUACUUUCCCAGAUCAGAGAGAAGAGGAUUUCUAUGGCAGAAUGGCUGGCAUGGGCUACGGGCGAAGAUCUCGGACCACUUCAGAGUCCUCUGUCCAUUCUGUGGGACGAGAGAGAUCCAACUCUGCAGCAAAACAGCCCUCUCCUCCUCCAUCUAUUCCUGAAAGGAAAGAGACUAAAACGGAAAAAAAGAAUGAGCCACCAUCUAGAAAGACUGGGUCAACCUGGUUUCGCUGGCUGAUGGGAAAAGGAAAGAAUGAAGCUUACCUUCCAGAUGACAAGAAUAAAUCAAUUGUUUGGGAUGAAAAGAAACAACGCUGGGUUAAUUUGGAUGAACCAGAAGAGGAGGUAAUUUUAGGUCUCUGUAUUUGCCUAAGUGGAAAACUGAAAUCCGUGCUAGCAUAUAAUUCUCUUUAA
This is a messenger RNA of Tinamus guttatus (white-throated tinamou), 6693 nucleotides long. The record is from RefSeq and is a predicted model, not a curated record. NCBI's taxonomy places the organism in Eukaryota, Metazoa, Chordata, Aves, Tinamiformes, Tinamidae.